CAUAUGAAAAUGUUUUUGAUGAUUUUGAACAUUUUACAUGUCCAGUCUAUAUUAUGCUUUUCUGAUGGUUGUUUUCUUACUUGUCCUAAUUUCUGUCCAAGGUCAAUUGGGAUAUGCCACAUGCAUGCUCUUUCAGAAUUUUGAGGGCUUUAAAUAUUGGGCAACUAGCAUCGCCAAAGCCAUUGAAGUUCCCCUUGAAGUAUCCCAACAGGACAUCUUUUAGUAAAAUUCAAAUGGAGAAUGGCCAUCAUAUUAUUUCCAGGGGUGCCUUGAUUGUUCUAGAAGGUCUGGACCGUAGUGGGAAGACUUUGCAAUCUACUAGACUACUCUCUUACUUAGAGGGAGAAGGAAUUUCAGCUGAGCUUUGGCGGUUUCCUGACAGAAGCACAUGUGUUGGGCAAAUGAUAUCUUCCUACCUCUCCAACAAAUCACAAUUGGAUGAUCAAACAAUUCAUCUUCUUUUCAGUGCAAACCGUUGGGAAAAGAGGUCUUUGAUGGAGACUAAACUACGGAGUGGAACCACACUUAUUGUUGACCGUUACUCUUACUCUGGGGUAGCUUUCUCGUCUGCCAAAGGACUCAAUAUAGAAUGGUGUAAGGCUCCUGAGACGGGGUUGUUGGCUCCAGACCUAGUGUUGUACCUUGACAUACCACCAGAGAAAGCAGCGGAGAGAGGAGGUUAUGGAGGUGAGAGAUAUGAGCAGUUGGAGUUCCAGAGGAAAGUCGCCCAACAUUAUCAGAUCCUUCAUGAUGCCACAUGGAAGAUUGUUGAUGCUUGCCUCCCCAUAGAGGAUAUAGAGAAACAGCUAAGAGAACUUGCAAUGGAUUGUGUUACCACCUGUCAUAAGGGGAAACUUCUCUCUCAACUCUGGCUAAUAUAAUAUUUUUUUGGCUCGAUGCUGCUGUGAGAAUAGUUGAAUGUGAAUGUGGUUAUGAUUUUCAUGCGGUUGUCUCCAUAUUACAAGCCGACUGCCUCAGUAUCUUAUACUAUAGCUGUGAUGUCCAAUGGAGUUAUGGAUUAUAUAUCAUAAACCCGCUCCUGUAUUUGCAUUCCAAAUGUUAUUUUGGCAUUGCUUGCGGAUGAUCAUGUAUGAACACACAAAAUACCUACCACCUACUAUUAUGAUUGUGUAAUGGAGCUUUUGAAUUAAUAAUA
Molecule: messenger RNA, 1156 nt
Organism: Telopea speciosissima
Lineage: Eukaryota; Viridiplantae; Streptophyta; Magnoliopsida; Proteales; Proteaceae
Product: thymidylate kinase-like
Exons: 6
Coding region: 114-881 (255 amino acids)
Biological process (GO): dUDP biosynthetic process; dTTP biosynthetic process; dTDP biosynthetic process
Cellular component (GO): cytoplasm; nucleus; cytosol
Molecular function (GO): ATP binding; dTMP kinase activity
Source: RefSeq, a predicted model, not a curated record